CUUACAGAUAGUUGAAGUAAACAGAAGGAAACAAGGCAUCCAUGGAUUAUGCUUUAUCACCCAAGGUGGCUCAGAAAAUCUUUGAAGGGGAGGGUGGAUGUUACUACAGCUGGUCAAGUUCCCUGUAUCCGAUUCUUCAAGAAGCCAAGAUCAGUGGUGGGAAGCUUGUCCUUAAGCCUUUAGGCCUAGCUUUACCUCACAAUUCUGAUUCAUCCAAGGCGGGUUAUGUUAUUCAAGGUAGUGGAAGGGUUGGGAUGGUGUUAUCAAAAUCUUCAGAUGAAAAGGUGUUGAAGCUCAAGAAAGGCGACGUGAUACCUGUACCACUCGGAGCAGUUUCAUGGUGGUUCAACGAUGGUGAAUCUGAACUUGUUGUGGUGUUCUUAGGUGAAACUUCUAAGGCUUACCACUCUGGAGAGUUCACCUAUUUCCUCUUAGCUGGAGCUAAUGGUAUCUUCAAAGGCUUUUCAAUGGAGUUCAUUAGAAGAGCACUGGGUUUAAAUGAAAAGGAAGCAAAUGAGCUCGUGAAUAGCCAAAAUGGUGUUCUAAUUGUCAAGCUUAAGGAGGGGAAGAGAAUGCCAGAACCUUGCAUGGCGAGUACCAAAGAGAUGAUCUUCAACACUGAUGCUGCAACGCCAGACGUUGAUAUUUUCAAGGGUGGACGUGCUGUGGUUGUAACAGUUGAGAAAUUGCCCUUGUUACAACAAGUUGGAUUGAGCUCCACUUAUAUAAAACUUGACUCCAAUGCUCUCCACUCUCCAGGAUACUCCUCAGACUCGGCAUUUGAAGUGAUCUACAUAGUGAAGGGUGGUGGGCAUGUUCAGAUCGUAGGUAUUAAUGGUCAAUGUGUCCUGGAUACUCAUGUGAGCACUGGUCAGUUAUUUGUUGUGCCCAAGUUUUUUGCAGUCUCUAAAAUUGCAGGCAGUGAAGGAAUGGAGUGGUUUUCUAUGAUCACAACAACACGGCCUUCAUUUAGUUACUUAACCGGGGAGAGAUCAGUGUGGAAGGCAUUAUCUGCAGAAGUGAAACAAGCCUCUCUGAACGUGAGUCCAGAGAUAGAGAAAGUCAUUACUUCGAACAUGAGCAAGAUCGCCGUUUUUGUUCCUCCACCAAAUUAAAUGGCAUGCAUGCUACUUUUAAGUGAAUAAAUUAUAUCAAUGAUUGUAUUAUGUAUUUUAAAAAGCUUUGUUGUAGCCUAACAGUGUGUGGCGCUAUUAUAUGUGGUAAAAAAUAGAAUACUAUCUAUAUCUAUAUCUAUUUUUAUUU
Nelumbo nucifera (sacred lotus) is the source of this 1263-nucleotide messenger RNA. RefSeq names its product cocosin 1-like. The record is from RefSeq and is a predicted model, not a curated record. Gene Ontology annotation, molecular function: nutrient reservoir activity. Lineage: Eukaryota; Viridiplantae; Streptophyta; Magnoliopsida; Proteales; Nelumbonaceae.